GUGUCGAAUUAGUGGCCACACUGACUCUUCCUUCCACCUCUUCUAUUCCAUCAAUUCAUCAGUUUCUUGUUCUUCUUACUACUAACUUCCUGGGUUCUUGGUCUGGAGUGAAAUCAUGUCUACAUCUAAGAAGAAGACUAGGAAGCUCCGAGGUCAUGUCAGUCAUGGGCAUGGACGAAUUGGUAAACACAGGAAACAUCCUGGUGGCAGAGGUAAUGCUGGUGGCUUGCAUCACCACCGGAUCAACUUUGACAAAUACCAUCCUGGAUAUUUUGGAAAAUUAGGAAUGAGGAACUAUCACGUGAGGAAAAACCAGAAAUUUUGUCCAACAGUGAACUUGGACAAGUUGUGGACCCUUGUUAGUGAACAGACCAGGCUGAAAUACAAAGAUCACCCAGAAGGCAAGGCUCCUGUUAUUGACGUUGUCAAGGCUGGAUACUACAAAGUCCUGGGCAAAGGAAGAAUCCCAAAGCAGCCGGUUAUUGUUAAAGCAAAAUUCUUUUCCAAGAAAGCUGAGGACAAGAUUAAAGCUGUUGGAGGUGCUUGUGUCUUACAAGCGUAACUGUAAUUUUUUAAUAAUAAAUGUGUUAUAAAAUGUAA
Messenger RNA from Homalodisca vitripennis (glassy-winged sharpshooter), 600 nucleotides. RefSeq names its product 60S ribosomal protein L27a (gene RpL27A). NCBI's taxonomy places the organism in Eukaryota, Metazoa, Arthropoda, Insecta, Hemiptera, Cicadellidae. Gene Ontology annotation, cellular component: cytosolic large ribosomal subunit; ribosome. The transcript is spliced from 5 exons. Gene Ontology annotation, biological process: translation. The record is from RefSeq and is a predicted model, not a curated record. Bases 116 to 562 code for a protein of 148 amino acids. Gene Ontology annotation, molecular function: structural constituent of ribosome.